This is a messenger RNA of Helobdella robusta, 1980 nucleotides long. RefSeq lists its product as hypothetical. Gene Ontology annotation, biological process: negative regulation of translation; proteasome-mediated ubiquitin-dependent protein catabolic process; protein polyubiquitination. The record is from RefSeq and is a predicted model, not a curated record. Gene Ontology annotation, molecular function: ubiquitin protein ligase activity; translation repressor activity. NCBI's taxonomy places the organism in Eukaryota, Metazoa, Annelida, Clitellata, Rhynchobdellida, Glossiphoniidae. The coding region runs from base 1 to 1980 and encodes 659 amino acids. The transcript has a single exon.
AUGAGAAAUGUAUUAUUGAAAAGUUUGAAAACUGAUGAAAACAGGGACCAACUUUUGAAAGUCAAAGAUGUCGUCAGCGAACUUCCGAGCAGUGGAAGCAUUGAUAAGAUGUGUCCGAGUGUCAGCGAAGAUUGGUCUGUUGUUACCAGGACAAAACAACGUGAAACUAAGCGGAGUUCUGCAGUUCUGACUCAAGGACUCAUUAAUUUCUCGUUGAAUAUUGGAAUGUCCGUAGAAUUCAAACAGCCUAAGAUUAAUGGUCCCAAUGACUUUUCACUGAAAAGUAAUAUUCCGAAAAAUUAUGGGAAAAAAUGCAAAAAUCUGUAUGCUCAAAGCAAAUAUUGCUACCCCAAAAAUUUAGUUCUAUGUAAAAAUCGGGAAAAACACAGAUUGAACGUAUUAAAAUCGAAUGCAGUAAAACGUGAUUUUCUGACUGUUGUUAAAAUUGAUGGAGAUACAUUUGACGGUCCAAACAGUUUGUGCAAGAACGCAGAAGAUCAAGUCAUAAUGGCGGACACAAAAAUCAAUACAUUAAAAAUAUUUGAUUUGAAUGGAAAUUUAAAGACAAAUGUUAAUACGCACAACAAUCGAACGUUGUUGUGGUCGCCUGACUGCAUGUAUUUGUGUCCGCAUACCAAAUGGUUAGUUGUUGUCGAAAGACCUCCUCACAAGAGAAUCACGGUGAUUGGGGAAAAUUUAUACAAAAUAACCUCCUUCCGUUACGAAGCAACGAAUCCAAAGGAUGUGUGCAUGGAUAACAACUUCAAAAUAUUUCUCCUGGAUUCUACGCACAAGAAAAUUUACAUAUUUGACCAAAAGGGAUUGUUGCUGAAUACAUUGCACUGCCCAGAUAUCGACUAUCCUUACAAUAUUGCCGCCAAUAAACACAACGAGCUCUUCGUCUGCGAUAAUCGAAAACAUUGUGUAGAGGUGAUCAAUUAUGAAGGCCACAAACUGCGGACGAUAGGAAAGGAAGGAAUAACAGAUUAUCCAAUUUUUGUAAAAAUUGGAACAAACGAUGAAUUGAUUGUAUGCAACAAUUACUACGGCCUUAGACUAACCAUCUUUAACCGAAUUGGUGACCAGAUACUGGUUGCAUUGAAAUCUGCAAAAAAUCUGAAGAAAUGUUUCGAUGUAACACUUACAUUCAAUGGAACGGUGUUUAUCACUACCAGGGACUUAAAAUUCAUAAUCAUGAAAGUUCCUCCAACUGUUUUGAAAAAAUUAAAUUGGGAACAAGCUCAAGACAACAGGGAAAAGAAAAUGGAAACCAGCAAAUACGAAUCUUCAAAUAAAAGCCUGAACGCGAAGAUAGAUAGCGUUUGGAACAAGAGUGUUUCAGUGCAGAACUCAAAUGUAGUGAAUUAUCUGAUAAAUAUUUUGAAGCAGGUAGAAAGCUGUAGAGCUGAAUACUUACCGAAAAAUGUAAGCUCGUUAAAUGAUUUUAUAGGCAAUACGAAGGAUGUUGUAGUUAGAAGUGAUAAAUCGUUCAGCAAAGUUUCAGUGCAAAAGGAACAUCCUAAACAAUGUGAUAGAUGGAUUUUGGAUAACUAUAAAUUUGCAUCCAACAAUUUUGUGGAGCAAAGUGAAGAGUUUGAAAACAGCGGAGAAAUGCUACUGGAAAAUCAACAAGCGAAAGAUGAUGAAUCGGAAUCAGAGAGCAUUAAAGACAAUAUUUGGAAUAUGUCUUUUGUGAGGGAUAGUGAAAUCGAAAAUGAAGAAUUAUUCAACAAUAUUUUGUUCGAAAGUGAACAUUUCGAAAGCAGAAGAAGAAUGUUACAGAACAACAGCGAGCUUGAGAUUCCAGCCGAAAGUGAAAACCUGAGAAGUUUUUCCCUUGCAAAGGAUGAGUCGCAAAUUCGCAAUAUAUGGAGCAACAACAACCCGGCUCACAACGCCCGCAAGAACAUUUGGAGCAAUUUUGUUUUAAUGCAUGACAUAGACAAUAAAGUUCGCAACAUUUGGAGCAAUGACAUGUAA